Molecule: messenger RNA, 5422 nt
Organism: Manis pentadactyla (Chinese pangolin)
Lineage: Eukaryota; Metazoa; Chordata; Mammalia; Pholidota; Manidae
Gene: SLC9A5
Product: solute carrier family 9 member A5
Exons: 16
Coding region: 1756-4440 (894 amino acids)
Biological process (GO): regulation of pH; proton transmembrane transport; sodium ion transport
Cellular component (GO): membrane
Molecular function (GO): sodium:proton antiporter activity
Source: RefSeq, a predicted model, not a curated record
CCGGCGCGGCUCCGGGAAGUUGGCACAUGCGAAGGGGUCGGUGUCCUCCAGGUACUGCACCCGCACGGUCACCACUGAUACCGGCUCCCCGUACCCCCGGUUUUCCCCGCCCGCCAUGGUUCUACUGCUGGCUCACGCCGCGCGCCUCGCGCCACGGGCGAAUCCUGGCCCAGCCACUGUUCCUACUCAACUAGCUCUGUAGUCUGGGCCGGACCGGACGCCGCUAAAGAUGGGCGGAGCCAGACGAAGGCGGGGCCGAGGCAGGGGUGGAGCCCAGAGUAGUCCCCUAAGACGCGUGGGGGCGCCGGAGGCGGGGCUAGCUACCAGCCACUCAGAGGGUGAGAUAGAGAUCCCGUUAGUUCCCUGGCUGGGCGGGCGGGAAAACCCAGCUCGCGCCCGGCCUUCCAGAGCGCGCAGGGGGGCGAGGAGGCUUUCUUUGGGCUUGGGGACCAGGAGGCUGCGCUCUCUUUGAGGAAUUGUUGGGGCAGGUAGGACGGAAAUUUCGUCAGAUGGUGACCGGCCAGAUCUCCCUCAGUUUGGGGACGAGACAGUCCUAAUUCCUUUUUGAGGGAUGAAGUGGAUAGGAUUCCCUCAUCUGGGGAAAGAAGGGAGAUGGGUCCCUUUGAGGCAAGAAGUGAAAAUAGAUUCCACUCAGUUUGAAGGAAAAGGUGGGAUCAUUUCCCUUUAGUUGAAGAGGAGGGAAGGGUGCCCCUCAGUUCUGGGGAAAGGUUGAGAUAACUCAGUUUGAGAGGAGUAGAGCAUGUUUCCCUCAGUUUUGAGGAAGAAGUGGGAUGGGUUGCCUCUCAGCUUGAGUGUAAAGUGGAGAUGUUCUACCACAGUUUGGGGCGAGAUAAGCCGAAUGUCCCUCAGAUUUGUGAAAAGAAGGUUAGGGGAAUCCCUCCUAGUUUGAAGGGAAUUGAUAGGCUGGGUUUUCUAUAGUUUAGGGAAAGAAGAGAACGUUCUUUUUAGUUUCAUGGAAAAGGUGAGAAGAGUUCUCUGUACUUAGAGGGAAAGGGAGGCCCAGUGCCCCUUGGUUUGGGGAGUGAAGAGGAGCAGCCUCCUUCUCAGCCUGGGAUGAGCUGGGCCCAGUCUGUGCCUUGGUGUUUCUGGGGACUUUGAGGACAGAGUUGUCCAUCACGGCUUUCUGGGAGCGCCCAGUGCGCGUGCGCAGCUCUGGUCUAGGCUGGGGCCCUAAGGGGGUCCUAAGCUCGCGAGGACGCCAGCGCACUGCCCCCUGUGGUCUGCACGGGUUGGCGCCGGGGCCUGUGGCGUGGGUAGCACGGGCCGGCUGCUCACUGCGAGGCGGCAUUUGCGGUGGACGAAACGCGCCCCUCCUUCCUGGGCCCCGCCUCCGGCAGACCCCUACCCUUCCGAGGGCCUGCUGCCACCUCCGGCUGGUUGGACGCGGCGGUGCCCCUGGAGGGCUGUGGCCGCUCACAGCUCUGAAACAGGGUCGGGGGAGAUUUGGGGAAUGUAUUGGGGAGCGGACUCCAAAGAAUAGGUUACGGGACUUGGGGGAGGGCUGCAUUCGGGAAUUUCCAGAGCUGAGACUGUUUUAGUAGGGAGGAGCGGGGGUCCAGAGCACCGACGACUCGGGCAGGGUCUCGGAGUCCGGACCUGGCUUGGGGGUAUCGGAGCCGCGAUUGGGGGGAGCGGGCCCCACGUGCCUGUGACGCGGGGGCGGCUGGUAGGCGCGGCGGCGACACGGGGUUGGCGGCGGUGAGGUGCGGGGAGGGCGGCUAGGCAGGAGACAGGAUGCUGCGCGCCGCACUACCGCUGCUUGGGCUGCCCCUGGCGGGGGCGGUAGCCACCAAAAAGCCCACCCAGGAACCGGAGUCGCCGGGCGAGUCUCCUCCAGGGUUGACGCUCUUCCGCUGGCAGUGGCACGAAGUGGAGGCACCCUACCUGGUAGCCCUGUGGAUCCUGGUGGCCAGCCUCGCCAAAAUCGUGUUUCACUUGUCUCGGAAGGUGACGUCUCUGGUCCCUGAGAGCUGCCUGCUGAUUUUGCUGGGACUCGUUCUGGGGGGCAUUGUCUUGGCUGUGGCCAAAAAAGCUGAGUACCAACUGGAGCCAGGCACAUUCUUCCUCUUCUUGCUGCCUCCUAUCGUGCUGGACUCAGGUUAUUUCAUGCCUAGUCGAUUGUUCUUUGACAACUUGGGUGCCAUCCUCACCUAUGCCGUGGUGGGCACACUCUGGAAUGCCUUCACAACUGGCGCUGCCCUCUGGGGCCUGCAGCAGGCUGGACUUGUGGCCCCUAGAGUGCAGGCUGCCUUGCUGGACUUCCUGCUGUUUGGGAGCCUCAUCUCAGCAGUGGACCCCGUGGCUGUGCUGGCCGUCUUUGAGGAGGUGCACGUCAACGAGACUCUCUUCAUCAUUGUCUUUGGCGAGUCCCUGCUCAAUGAUGCGGUCACUGUGGUGCUGUACAAGGUCUGCAAUUCCUUUGUGGAGAUGGGCUCUGCCAAGGUGCGGGCCACUGACUACCUGAAAGGAGUCGCCUCCCUGUUUGUGGUCAGUCUGGGCGGGGCAGCCGUGGGCUUAGUCUUUGCCUUCCUCCUGGCCCUGACCACACGCUUCACCAAGCGGGUCCGCAUCAUCGAGCCGCUGCUGGUCUUCCUCCUCGCCUACGCAGCCUACCUCACUGCUGAAAUGGCCUCGCUCUCCGCCAUUCUUGCGGUAACUAUGUGUGGUCUAGGCUGUAAGAAGUAUGUGGAGGCCAACAUCUCCCAUAAGUCACGCACAGCUGUCAAAUACACAAUGAAGACUCUAGCCAGCUGUGCUGAGACCAUCAUCUUCAUGCUGCUUGGGAUCUCAGCUGUGGACUCUUCUAAAUGGGCCUGGGACUCUGGGCUGGUGCUGGGCACCCUCUUCUUCAUCCUGUUCUUCCGAGCCCUCGGCGUAGUCUUGCAGACGUGGGUGCUGAAUCAGUUCCGGCUGGUCCCUCUGGACAAGAUUGACCAGGUGGUGAUGUCCUAUGGGGGCCUCCGGGGGGCUGUGGCCUUCGCUCUCGUCAUCCUCCUGGACAGGACCAAGGUCCCUGCCAAGGACUACUUUGUGGCCACCACUAUUGUGGUGGUCUUCUUCACAGUCAUUGUGCAGGGCUUGACCAUCAAGCCACUGGUUAAGUGGCUGAAGGUGAAGAGGAGUGAGCAUCAUAAACCCACCCUGAACCAGGAGCUGCAUGAGCACACUUUUGACCACAUUCUGGCUGCAGUGGAGGACGUUGUGGGGCACCAUGGCUAUCACUACUGGAGGGACAGGUGGGAACAAUUUGAUAAGAAGUACCUGAGUCAGCUGCUGAUGCGGCGGUCAGCCUACCGCAUCCGGGACCAGAUCUGGGAUGUGUACUAUAGACUCAACAUCCGGGAUGCCAUCAGCUUCGUGGACCAGGGAGGCCAUGUCUUGUCCUCCACAGGGCUCACUCUGCCCUCUAUGCCCAACCGCAAUUCUGUGGCAGAGACUUCUGUCACCAACCUGCUGAGGGAGAGUGGCAGUGGAGCGUGUCUGGACCUGCAGGUGAUUGACACAGUACGCAGUGGCCGGGACCGUGAGGAUGCCGUGAUGCACCAUCUGCUCUGUGGAGGCCUCUACAAGCCGCGCCGCAGGUAUAAAGCCAGCUGCAGCCACCACUUCAUCUCCGAGGAUGCGCAGGAGCGGCAGGACAAGGAGGUCUUCCAGCAGAACAUGAAGCGGCGGCUGGAGUCCUUCAAGUCCACCAAGCACAACAUCUGCUUCACCAAGAGCAAGCCACAUCCCCGCAAGACUGGCCGCAAGAAGAAGGAGGCUGAGGCAACAAAUGGGAAGCCUCCUCGAAGCCUGGGCUUUCAGGACACAGCUGCUGUAAUCCUAACCGUGGAGUCUGAGGAGGAGGAAGACAGCGACAGUUCGGAGACAGAGAAGGAGGACGAUGAGGGGAUCAUCUUUGUGGCUCGGGCCACCAGUGAGGUUCUCCAGGAGGGCAAGGUCUCAGGGAGCCUCGAGGUGUGCCCGAGCCCACGUAUCAUCCCCCCCUCCCCAACCUGUGCAGAGAAGGAGCUACCCUGGAAGAGUGGACAGGGGGACCUGGCAGUCUACGUGUCCUCAGAAACCACCAAGAUUGUGCCCGUGGACAUGCAGACGGGCUGGAACCAGAGCAUCUCAUCCCUAGAGAGCCUGGCAUCCCCACCCUGUAUGCAGGCGCCGACUAUGACCCGCCUGCCUCCUCACCCACUGGCUGCUGAAGAGCCCCAGGCCCCUCUUGACUUGCCUUCUGACCCACGCCCUAGCUUCCCUUUUCCCCCAAGCCUGGCCAAGGCUGGCCGCUCACGCAGUGAGAGCAGUGCUGACAUCCCCCGGCAGCCAGAGCUGCAGCCUCUCAUGGAACAUGAGGACCACACCCAUCUUAGUCCAGGCACAGCCAGUUCCUACUGGUGCAUCCAAUUCAAUAGAGGUGGCCGGCUGUAGCUUAGGAACUCAAGGAGCAGGAGGCCAAAGCCCCCAUGGGGAGUGUUCCCUGGGAAGUGGGCAGAGGGACUCCCUCAACCUGACAUGGGGCCAGAGGGGCCCAGACUGAAGAAGCAACUGGGCUUCCUUGGGAUGGGUCAGAAGGGUAUCCUGGGCUGGUCCUCUCAAGGACCCCUUUCACCACCCUCCCUGCUCCUAACUCCUAACAUCUUCCCUUCUAGUAAGGCCCUUACUUUGUCUCAAGAUGCGGGUCCAAGGCUUCUAGGGGCUAGGCCCAGAGAGUGGAAGCUGAGUCUCUUUCUCCAACGGGUCCUCCUGGGUCACUCUAGGCAGCUGUUCAUGCCCCCAAAGCAAGGGCAUCAGUCCUCAGCUGACACUGGCCUUUCUGGCCCUCCACCCCUACCUCUACCACCAGUUCAAUAACAGUGUCCUGGCAAAAGGGCUCUUCAAGGGGCUGGUCCUCAGAGGGACUGGGGUGGGAAGUGGAACAGGCUUCAACUUUGGGCUUUGCUACCCUGUUGGCAAAAUAUCUAUUGCCAAUAUUUUUUAGGGAAGUAGUAAUCUGUGUCCGCUAUUGCUUUAUCUCCUUUCCUUUGCUGCCAGUUACCGGGGGCCAUAGUUCCUCCUUUCCCAGGAUCAAGGCCACAGGGCUGGACCAGGCUUCAGAUCAGGACUGUUUCCUAGCUUGGAUCAUUCGGGGGAUCUGAUACUCUACAUCCAAGUCUGGAUCUUUCAGAUCCUUGGGUCUGGGUUUUCAGAGGAGGUGAUAUGGUGGCUUUUGGGCUCCCACAUUACCAUCUUGACAUUUCCCAAACAGGAAAGGAGCCAGGCAUCCCUGGGCCACUGCUCCCCUGCUCUGGGGACUGGGAUGCCUGGCUGCAGUGCUAAAGAGGCUGACUGGUGGCAGAUGACUUUCUUGGGGUUAGCACCUGCCCUGUGAUUUGUAUCUUGAACCUAAGAUACAUUAAACUUCUCUCGGAUG